AUGGCCUCCGACAAGGAGCACCCGCUCGAGGGCGCAGUCAUUUGCUUUACGUCGGUAUCGCUGGAGCAAAGGACGCAACUCAUCAGCAUUGCAAAGGAAAUGGGCGCAUCCGAAAGACCCGACUUGACGUCAGACGUGACCCAUCUACUCGUUGGAGCGACCGACUCUCCAAAAUACAAAUUUGUGGCCCGUGAGCGAAACGAUGUGGCAGUGUUGAAGCCAGAAUGGAUCGAAGCUGUACGGCAGGCUUGGAUGCAGGCAGAGGACAUGGAUAUUCGAGCAUUAGAGGAACAAUACAAAUUACCUACGUUCUUCAACCUGACACUUUGCAUUACCGGAUUCUCUGAUAUGGCCUUUCGGACCGAAAUGCAUGACAGGGCCGUGGACAAUGGGGCUGAAUUCCGCAAAGAUUUGACCAAGAGCGUCACUCAUCUUAUUGCCCGUAAUACGGAGGGCGAGAAAUACAGAUUCGCGACGCAAUGGAACAUAAAGGUUGUGACGGUCAAGUGGUUUCACGACUCCCUCGAGCGUGGGAUGAUUCUCGACGAGGAAAAAUACCACCCAAUGCUUCCACUGGAAGAGCAAGGCGUGGGAGCAUGGAAUAGAUCCAUUCCAGCGGCGAAAGCACAUUCCGGGAAAGAAAGGUCUGCUACCACUGACAACGCCUCAAACCCCCGGCCUAGGAAGAAACUGCGCCGGGCUGCGAGCACCAAAUUGGUGGGCCAAAAUGAAAAUAUAUGGGGAGACAUAAUUGGCGCGGGCUUCGCGAACAGUGAAACGACAGACCAAGGGACUGUCCAGACAGGAAACAGUGUUGAGAAGCCUAAACCCUUCAUCCAGGCCGCAAAAUCUUUUGCGAGCGAGACAACCUUUAACGAGACCGCGGAAACCCAUGAUCAGCCGGAAACACUUCAAAAAAUUCCUGAGGGCUUCCUCCAUGGGUCCUAUUUCUUUAUCAACGGCUUUUCUCCUAGACAGAUGAGUGUCUUACGACAUCAUCUUCAAUUUAACGGCGCCCAGUGUGUGGAAACACUUAGUGAAUUCUCUCGCCCGAGUAUACCCAAAACAGGCCAAGGACUGUACAUCAUUGUACCCUACAAAACUCACAGAUCAGAAAUUCCUUCGACUGACGACCUGGCCUUUGAGUGUGAAGUUGUAACCGACAUGUGGCUGGAAAGAUGCCUCGAUGCCAGAGCACUCGUCCCACCAGAGUCGCAUGUUGCAAGCACGCCUUUCCCGAAAUUUCCACUCCCAGGAUUAUCUGGGAUGCGGAUUUGCUCUACUGGCUUCGCGCGUAUUGAUCUGCUUCACCUCUCCAAGCUUGUGGAGUUGAUGGGAGCAACGUAUGACGAAUAUCUUACAUCCAAAGCUUCCGUGUUGAUAUGCAAUGAUCCCCAAACUGCCAGUCAUGACAAACUACGGCACACCACCGAAUGGGGAAUCCCAGCAGUAUCUGCCGACUGGCUAUGGAUUUCCAUUCAGUCGGGCCAGAAGAAGCCAUUCGAGCCCUAUGUUGUCCGAAGAUACACGACUCAGAGCAGUGGUAGCAUGUCAAAGCCAGCUUCGAGAGAAUCGUCUCAUCGCCAGACUGAAAAAGCACGAGACAAACCUGCUCGAGGCUCCUCAGGCUCUCACAAAGAGAGAAUCGAUAAGCCCAUAUCAGGAAGGACUAGCAACACACGAAUCAUGCCUGUCAUUGGCGACGGAUUCGCAAAAGAAGAGGGUCCAUUCGAGCCGCCCAAACCGUCAGUUCCAGAAUCACGAUCUCCCUCACCGGAAACGGUAAUAGGAAACCAGCAUCGCGAAGAUCAACCCACUUACCAACAGGCACCAGACGAAGCACCUUCAGCCGCAGCUCCAUCCGCUUUGGACACAGCACUAAAAGGUCUUCUCCAACAAGCUCAAGCUGCCAAAAGCCGACAACAUAGCGAGAACACCUCCACCAACGAAGAAGAUAGUCACCCACCACAAAGAAGACGCAAGCCUCUGCUGGGACGUGCAUCGUCUCAUCAUUCAAAACCUGAAGCCACUGGCCCCUCUCGAGCGAGUUCAAUUGACACACUCAACGACGACGGGCUAGGCACUGCCCUGGAAAGCGCUGACCCGACCCGCGAUAAUUCACUGUCCCGAACUAACAGCCGCAACGGCCAAAGCCUCUCAUCCAUGUUCAGCGGAGGGAAAUUUGACUUCCUGGCUGAUAAACUUCCCGCCCAACUUGACGGUGAGGACGAAGAGAACCAAGAGCCUCAGAUGACCCAGCUAGACUACGAGGAUGCUGAUGCGGCUGCUAUGAGGGCCGAGUUCCUGCGCGAUGCCGGGAAGGACGUUGGAAAGAUAAAGAAGCCCGACGCGGGUCUAUUUGGUCAAGUUCGUGAGUUGGAGGAUGUUGGGUGGGGAUCUGGGCGGCGGACUAGGAAGCACAUUGCAAAAUUCGAUGAUGAGUGA
Messenger RNA from Penicillium maclennaniae, 2445 nucleotides. RefSeq lists its product as uncharacterized. Bases 1 to 2445 code for a protein of 814 amino acids. The record is from RefSeq and is a predicted model, not a curated record. NCBI's taxonomy places the organism in Eukaryota, Fungi, Ascomycota, Eurotiomycetes, Eurotiales, Aspergillaceae. The transcript is spliced from 5 exons. Gene Ontology annotation, biological process: DNA replication initiation; mitotic DNA replication checkpoint signaling; mitotic G2 DNA damage checkpoint signaling.